Molecule: messenger RNA, 7209 nt
Organism: Harpegnathos saltator (Jerdon's jumping ant)
Lineage: Eukaryota; Metazoa; Arthropoda; Insecta; Hymenoptera; Formicidae
Gene: ndl
Product: serine protease nudel
Exons: 25
Coding region: 98-6007 (1969 amino acids)
Biological process (GO): proteolysis
Cellular component (GO): membrane
Molecular function (GO): serine-type endopeptidase activity; protein binding
Source: RefSeq, a predicted model, not a curated record
GUUCCUGUUAGUCAGUUGUCGUCGGGAUCGUCAACGCGCGAGGAUCGACAAAGCCGUCUCGUUCCGACAAGCUUGCUACUUGCUGCUGGAUACUCGUAUGUUCCUGCAAGUAAAACGCGAGGAACAGCUUGGGAAGGCACGCGAGAUGUAUCUCGCGGGUAAUUCGGAUAAGCUAGAAGUCGGCAAGAGCAAGUUGCGAGUAGCCAAUCCUCAAAUCGAUCAACCAUGUUGCGUCGUGUUGUCGGAUUUCAAAAAUACAGAGACAGCCGACGCGAAACCGCACGCGAAAUCAAACGGACGUGGCUGUUUGGACUUUUGCGGACGGUACAAGCGUGUCCUUCUGGCUGGAGCAGUUCUGUUGAUCGGGCUAAAUUUAAUCGCGAAAAUUGUACCCGCCGUUAUUCCAUUACUAUCUACUAAUGUCCAAGAUACUUCAGAGCGCGCCGGGCAAGACUAUUUCUUCGGGAGUGAGACAGCAUUGUCGGAAGUGGUGAAAGCGACGAUCGAUGGGGACUCGUACUGGAAUUCCUUUAGCGAUCGGACAGAGUUCACGGCGGAGCGGACAACGGAAACGGAACGGAAUGCAGAGGACGACCGCGACGCGUCGUCGACAGGCGCGGUGGUCAUCGGGAAGAUAUCGCGCGGCAAGCGAGAGAUAUCGCGCGAUAGGCGCGACUGCGUUAUGAGCGCGGAGCGUUGCGAGACGCUACUGAAAUCGAUUCACGAGUACCUAAAGACACUCAACAUUGAAUUCUUCGACGAGAGUCAGGUGUCCAUAUUCGAGGAUAUUUUGAAAUGUGUGCAAUGCAGGGAGCGCAAGUCGAGCAAAUCCAACGACGACUCAACGACGCGCGAAUCAAGCGAUAAAUAUCCGUUGUACAAGUACGUCGGGGAAAAUCAUUUGCAGGAUUCGCCGGAAUCGACAGUCGUCGAACUGUUGAGUGACGCAGCAGGAGUCGACGGCGGGCCACGCAGUGUAGGCGCAGCGAGAGGCGUCGACGGUGUCGAUCGGCCGGAAACUGCGAGGAUUCAAAUAACGACAAAGACAAAUUCGUCGCUCGAUCAGGCAAGUACAGUAAACUCGGCUGGAGAUUUACGAAUGGACGUAAAUCGCGCUGAUAUCAACGACACUGAUAAACGGCCGAACGCCGAUGGUCCGAAUCGAAACGACUCGUACGUAGCGAGAAUGCAAACGCAUGACGCGAGCGUUUCCACUGUGCCGAGAGACGUCGACAAAUAUCGCGCAUCAGACGCGGUCGAGCUCGAGGUCCGGAGCAAUGUCGUUUCUGCGGUAAACGACGCAUCAACGACCGAAUCUGAGGGAGGCGCAACAACCGCCCGCGCCGGUGGAGUGAACACAAACGAGAAGCCCAUGCAGAACACCAACAACAGCGCAACCGGCGCGACGAUGUAUCCUUCGUUCGAGGGACACCCGGAAGAUCGGCCGAUCACCGCAGCGUCCGAACAAUCGACGACCGUGUCGGCCGAUCGUCUUGUAAAGAACAAUACCAAACUGGUCGCCGGUGGGAGUUCCAAGCAGACCGAAGAUAACGCGAAAGGCACUCGGCAGUUGCAGAUGACGUCCACAAUGUUACGGACAAUGCCGCGUCUGGUUUGCUUCUACGGUUAUCCCGGCCAACUUCUCAACAGGCAGUCGCAACCAGGAUCGACGCUUCAUUCGGGUUCUUUGCAAAAUCACGAGCUGUUCUCGUUACAGAGCAGUCUGUUUCCAGAAUAUUACGGUGCGUGUCCAUUGAAUUAUCGUCGAUGCGCUAGCGAUGGACAUUGCAUUUCAAAGUCAAAAUGGUGCAACGGUCGCGUGGAUUGCGCCGACGCCAGCGACGAGACCAUGUGCUCCUGCAAACACCGGAUAUCCCGUGAUCGACUUUGCGACGGUUAUUUUGAUUGUCCGCACGGAGAAGACGAGCUCGGCUGUUUCAAUUGUCCCGACGACUCUUUCAGCUGUGACGAUUGGGAUUGGCGUCACAGCCACGAUAAUUGCGUACCGCUUUCCCAACGUUGCGACGGAGCGGAGCAAUGUCACAGUGGGAAGGACGAGCUAGAUUGCAACGUACUUUCGACGUCGUUUAUAAAUGGGAAAGAUAUAUUUACGAUCGGUUACACAGAGGGAUAUCUUCACAAGAACGUACGAGGACAAUGGUAUCCCGUGUGUACGAGCGAGCCUCUCUGGGCGAUGGAUGCUUGCGCGUCAGAAACCGGCCGGUCCGCAACAGCAACGCCGACGAUAGAAACGGUCCGUUUGCCUGCCUUGAGUGACCUCCCAGGCCCUUACUUGAACGGAUCCGACGGACAGAUGCGACUCGUGCACUCGUGUCCGGAGCACUCGGUGGUGUUUGUCAGAUGCCCGCCGUUGCGUUGCGGCACCAGCGGCGACUCUUCGCGGCGUGACUUCUUCUUCUUCUUCUUGGGGACGGCGUCCGUCCCUUCCGACACGACUGAUCGAGAGGAAGGUAGCUACGCCACGGAGCACGCGGAGCAGCUUGCUCUUGGUUUUGACGACCUUUACCUGGAGACUCUUCGAUUGUUGGACGACAAGCAUCCGCUUGUCGCUAAGGAGAACGCUAAGGAGAACGCUAAGGAGAACGAGAACAACGACACGCUCGUCGAUCCGCAAGUGGGGGUGGUCGGUGGUCAGGCGAGUCGGCCGAGAGCCUGGCCCUUCCUGGUCGCGAUCUACAAGGACGGUACCUUCCACUGCGGCGGUGUUAUCCUCACCGAACUCUGGGUACUCACCGCGGCUCAUUGCAUGGUCGAGUACGAGAAGCAUUAUUACGAGGUGCAGGCCGGUGCGCUCAGACGAUUUUCAUUCUCGCCGAUGGCUCAGUGGAGAAGAGCGAGAAACGUGCUGAUACACGCCGACUUUAGCAAUCGCAUCAUGCGAAAUGACAUCGCGCUGAUUAUGCUGAACGAAAGCCUCCUCUUCAAUCGAUGGGUUCGUCAGGCUUGUCUACCGCCAGACAUUGAACGGAGGUUGGAACCAACCCCGCAAUCCAUGUGCGUUGCUCUCGGAUGGGGCGCUACGAGGGAAUUCGGGCCUGACUCCGACCAGUUGCGUGAGGUGGAGGUGCCGGUUUUAUCAUCGUGCAAGCAUCCUUUCGAUCGGAACGACGCUACCAUUUGCGCGGGCUAUCCUCAGGGUGGUCACGACGCGUGUCAAGGUGACAGCGGCGGCCCUUUGAUGUGCAGAGAUCCGAAUUCCGCCGAGUCGCAGUGGUAUGUGGCGGGCGUAAUCAGUCAUGGCGACGGGUGCGCACGUCUGAACGAGCCCGGCGUUUACACGAGGGUGGGCUACUUUGUGGGCUGGAUUCAAGAGCUGAUCGAAGGGUUCCCGACCAAACUUUCGGACGGAGGCAAAAGUACAACACCCUUGUCCAAAUGUCCAGGCUUCAGUUGUCAAGGAGAGUCGGAAAGGUGCUUGCCGAUAGAGAAAUAUUGCGAUCGAGUUGUAGAUUGUCUGGACGCCGAGGAUGAAGUCGGUUGUCUCUGGCAAACGGUGGACAAUUUUGGACAAUACAAACAGUCAGGCUCCAAUAACGACCAUUUACCAUUUGCGGACAUGGAAAUGAGAAAGGAUUCAGCGGAUCAGCGGCAACAUGUCAACGAGAUCAGCACCAUCGCUGGGACGGUCUUCACUUUGGGGGACAGGGGGCCGCAAACGCGACUGAUUGGCAACGACGACGACGACGACGACGACGACGACAAAGCUUCGACGAGUACUGCCGCGAGAUUCGACGUGACAAUACAGCCCGAGGCAGCGUCGACAACAGCGUCGACUCGCGUUAGAUUAACGUUCACGUGCACGAGUCUGAUACAAACCAUAACGAUCGGCAAGAGAUGCGACAAGCGACUGGACUGCGAGGACGGCACCGACGAAGAGGGCUGCACGUGCAGGGACUAUCUGUGGAGCUUGAGACCGACGGCCGUUUGCGACGGACAUCUGGAUUGCGACGACGGGACGGAUGAAAAGAAUUGCGAUAUUUGUACGAAAGACGAGAAGGAGUUUCACUGCGGUAGAAGCGGAGCGUGCAUUCCGAUGAAGAAUAGAUGCGACGGGAAAUUCGAUUGCGCUCUAAAGGAGGACGAGGCUGAUUGUCUCGUAUUGACCAACGGGGAGUACGUAGACGUGGACAGCGACGAUCGGCCGGCUUUAAGUGCGGCAGGCUUACUCGCUAGAUACACAGACGGAACGUGGCGCACCGAAUGCCCUCGAUCAGCGAUACGUGACAACGAUACUCUAACGGCGAUGAUCGGCGAGAAGGUGUGCAGAUAUCUCGGAUUCAGGAACGUACAGUCGGUGGAGAAAGUCUACGUGAAGAGGAUCGAGCUCGAGGAGACCGGGACUCUCCCUCGGGGGAGAGGCGGAAGGGACAAUAAUGCCACGGAUUACGAAGCAGAAAACGUGGUAGAUGGGAAAACGUGUUCGGCUCUACGGAUUCACUGCAGACCGGUUUUGAGCGGCAGCGCCGACUCGCACCUGAUCGUCGAUCCGAAAAGCAAAAGUCGCACUUACCUGUGGCCGUGGCUGGCCGCCAUCUUCGUCGAUGGCCGUUAUCAUUGCUCGGCUAUACUCCUCAAACCGGACUGGCUCUUGUCCAGCUCCGGAUGCACGAGAGAUAUCAGGUUAUCGGUGAAUUACACGAUCGCUCUGCUUGGCUGCAGCCGCUCGUACCUCUACGUCAACGGGCCUUAUCAACAGAUAUCGUUCGUUGAUGAGAUCAAGGAGGUCGGACAUUCCGACGUCGCGUUGCUCCAUUUGAAACACGCAGUGAACCUCACCCGUUACGUACUGCCGCUGUUUCUGCAAGAAAAAAUCUAUCCACCGGGGAAUGACGAUUUAUGCGUGGCGGUUGGCACGGACGAGAAGUACUCGUCGCAAUCUGUAUUACUGCGGCCGAUCCUUGAAAAUUGCGACAGGUGUCAUCGUUGCUUCGUCGAAGCCACACCGGAGGGCCCAGAGUGUUCGACCAACGACACUGUUUCGGUGUCGUCGGAUUGGACUGGAACGGUGGUCUGUCACAGUCACAGUCAGCAAGGAUGGUAUCCCGCGGCUGUGUUUCACGAGAGAAACGGUCCGUGUAGUUUCCGAAGCACGCGAAACCUGACGAGCAUCGAUUACGUUCACGCUCGCAUCACGCAAAUUUUAGACAGGCAACGGCUGAAGCCACAGGCAGUGACUGAAGAAGCUACAUGCGACGGUAUUCGAUGCAACAUUGGACAAUGCGUCUCUUGGGAUCGAGUAUGCGACGGCGCGGCGGAUUGCCGAGACGCCGCAGACGAGACGGAUGAGGCGUGUGAAAGAAGACGGCGGAUUUAUAAUACAGACAUCAAUCGCGAAUGCGCAAAGACCAAGUUGCGAUGUGGAAAUGGCGAGUGCAUACCCAAGAGCACCUUCUGCGACGGCAAAGUGGAUUGCUCGGACGGCACAGACGAACCCGUAAAUUGUACCUGCGCGGAAUAUCUAAGAUUGACCGCACCGGAAAGGCUGUGCGAUGGCGUGCGACAUUGUCUCGAUAAAACCGACGAGUCGCCGGAUGUGUGUCGUUGCACGGAAAGCAGCUUUAAAUGCGACAUAGAAAACGAGAGCUCCACGUGUGUUCCUCAAGAUUUUGUGUGCGAUGGCGAUCAGGACUGUCUGAACGGCCGAGACGAGAAACAAUGUAGGGAGCUGCGCAAGUCCAUUGACGAUAAAUCUGGGACGGGAGAAGUCUUGCAACGAUCCUACGGUGUAUGGCAUUCUCUAUGCUAUCCGGCACCAGCGACACCGGACGACGCACAGAUUGCGUGCAAGGACAUUGGCUACACAAACGGGACUAUCGAUCGGGACGAGAAACGAGCCUCGAGCGAGCCGGUUGUGCCGUCUCGCGAUGACUUCUAUACGAUUCGAGUGAACCUGGAAACAUGGGUGGCCAUGCGGAGCGAUAGACCGCUUAUAAAUUUGGUCCGGCCGUUAGAUCUGUGCCACCGUCUCUUCGUCAAGUGUACAUGACGCGUACGCUCCUCAAUCCUCUGGCGCACUAAGGCUACACUAAGAUAUCCUCUGCGUAAAUCGUUCGUCUCAUGCGCAGGCUGACUUUGGCCAAUUGUACGUGUCGCAAACGUAUCGCGAGGAACCACGCGAGGAUCGGAGCAUCAUCAAGCAUCAUCAAUCAAACUUUGUAUACCAUAUUCUUCAAAGAUUCGUUCAUUUCAGCUACGACACGUUUGCACGACAGCACGAGCAAAAAGUGAGCGAGUACAAUUGUACAUUUACAUUGAAUGAGAAAGGAAAACAAGGCUGAAAUUGUGCUCGUUUGGGGAAACUCGCGACAACUCGUUACAACGUGUCACGAAAGUGUCACAAGUGAGAAUCUUGGAACUUUGAGUGUUGCGCCCGCGCCCGCGCCCGCGCCCGCGCCCGCCGUACCGUAGGUUGCGCAGUCUUUAGACUCGUAUCUCGAUGGUCGUUUCAACAAAUGACACGAAUAAAAUGCGUUGCACAUCGUCACCUGCACUGCGUCAUGCAUCGGCUAUAAUUUCCGAUAAUAACUCUGCGACCGCUGCUGCACCGCGUCGAUCUCGAGACCAUUGACUUUCGAUCGUGACGCUCGAGUUUUCCAAUAUCACGACACAAUCGGCUGAUUUGAGCGAGCCAGCGCCGAUAGCGCCGAUUAGUCACUCCGGGAAUGUGAAUGGGCAUCGUUUUCCGUUUGACGUGACGUUCGAAGGCAACCUGCCAGGCGGUGCCGGAGCGGUGGCGGAGCCGGAGGCACAGUUGCGCGCGCGCGCGCGGCCUCAUUCUCGCCACAUUCCGCAUCUGCUCUUUCUUCUCCGUUCCUCCUUGGAAGCGAGUCGAUUGCACGCACCCGUACGCCUUCCGUACGUCGUUCCGGCAAUUUUGCAUGCUCACUUCGUUCGGUCAAGUCCGGCUGAUUUACCGUCCGAGAACGGGAAAACGUUCGUGCGAGAACGCGGAUAACGCGCGAGAAAGUUUCCUUCUUUUCCCGAGCUACGCCGGGCAUAUCGGAACCUAAUCAUUACGCCUUAUAAUUACGCCUUGAAUAACGUUAUUCGGCUAUUUUGCUAAUUCGCCUAUUUCUGUGCCCGUCUAUAUACCCGACCCGAAAAUGAAAGGAAAUACAUGAUUGCGAGAUUUUUGUGAUCGUUGCGACCGCAACGUCGCAAAAUACAAGAGAUCGAAACGAAAUGAAA